UGGAGUUCCUUACACCUUCUUUCAGCGACAAAGUAUUUUAGUUUCUUCUGGUAAACAAUACGCCAAACGUGACUAAACCCGUGAGCCUUUGAAACCCUCCCUGCAUCUUUGCAUCAUAACAUACAAGCGAAGUUCUUUGGAGAAACCUUUUAGCAUCGGAUUCAAAAAUGGAGUUUUACGCUUACCCAUCUCGUCCUCUCCCUUCGUCUUCACAGAUUUCUGAUUUUUCAUUUGGAAAUUUGGUUUCAAAAAUCAGAGAUUUCUUCAGUUCUGCAGUUUCUGCUAUUGUGGGAAACGUUUUUUCUGCAAUUUUCACCUUCUUCUUCGCAUUAGUGGGUACUUUAUUAGGAGCAUUGACCGGGGCUUUGAUCGGCCAAGAAACCGAGAGUGGAUUUGUUAGAGGUGCUGCAGUUGGCGCCAUUUCUGGUGCUGUUUUUUCCAUUGAAGUUUUCGAAUCUUCGCUUCUUUUAUGGCAAUCUGAUGAAUCAGGGAUCCGUUGCCUUCUCUACUUGAUUGAUGUCAUUGUAAGCUUAAUAAGUGGAAGACUUGUUCGUGAGCGGAUUGGUCCAGCUAUGUUAAGUGCCGUACAAAGCCAGAUGGGAGCCAUUGAAACGAGAUUUGAUGACGUUCAAAAUAUAUUUGACAUUGGUGGUUGUAAAGGUUUGCCUGAAUAUUCGGUUGAAAAAAUACCUAAAAUCACCGUUACAAGUGACAACAAUGUGGAUGACUCGGGCGAGAAAAUCUUGUGCUCUGUAUGCCUUCAGGAUUUUCAACUCGGAGAAACUGUGAGAAAUUUACCACAAUGCCAUCACAUGUUUCACCUACCUUGCAUCGAUAAAUGGCUUGUAAGACAUGGAUCAUGUCCGUUAUGCAGGCGUGACCUCUAAAUAAAUUUAUAUUAUGUGUAAAUUAUGAAAUGAAACAAUUUUCGUAUGGUGACACGUAGAUGUUCUUUAUCUGUUUUGUAUACGAUAAUAUAUGUAGUUAGGUUAUACAAUACAUGUAUUGUGAUACAUCUAAAAGUUGAUUAGUUAUAAGUAUAACAUUUUGGCCCUUAA
Messenger RNA from Lactuca sativa (garden lettuce), 1058 nucleotides. Its product is annotated as RING/U-box superfamily protein. NCBI's taxonomy places the organism in Eukaryota, Viridiplantae, Streptophyta, Magnoliopsida, Asterales, Asteraceae. The record is from RefSeq and is a predicted model, not a curated record.